Molecule: messenger RNA, 2441 nt
Organism: Engraulis encrasicolus (European anchovy)
Lineage: Eukaryota; Metazoa; Chordata; Actinopteri; Clupeiformes; Engraulidae
Gene: cep55l
Product: centrosomal protein 55 like
Exons: 11
Coding region: 108-1526 (472 amino acids)
Biological process (GO): mitotic cytokinesis; establishment of protein localization; regulation of phosphatidylinositol 3-kinase/protein kinase B signal transduction
Cellular component (GO): midbody
Source: RefSeq, a predicted model, not a curated record
AUUACGGAAGCGUUUCAAGACCGUUUAGGAGCUCCCUGAAGUUUCUCAACAACGUUGUGAUGCUGUAAACAGUUUGGAAUACAACUAUUCAUUGAAACACUCCUGUGAUGGCUGCCAGAGGCGCUAAGGAUGCUAUCGCAAACAAGCUGGGAUUUAAAUCAAACGGAUCGAAACUGGAGUUGGAGUUAGACAAGCUUCGAAGAGAAAAUGCCCACCUCAAGAAGAACUUGGACGACAUGUCCAGACGACAUGCCCAUGCGAAACACUCCGAUUCGGAUAAAACAAAACUGCUUGAGAGGAUCGUCUCUCUGGAGACUUUGAGAGAGAAGAACUCCCAGCAGCUCUUGACCAAGGACCAGGAGAUCGCGUCUCUGCGGCUGCAGCUGCGGUCGGCCCAGGGCGAGGUGGUGCACUCCCUACACUCGCAGCUGGACGAGAAGAAGAGGGAGGCCGAGCAGAGGGAGAGACUCUUCCAGUCGCUGACGGUGGAGACGGAAAACCUGAAGAACCGGUUGGCCUCGGUGACCGAGAGGUGUCAGGCCCUGGAGAAGAAGGAGCCGACUGGUGCACAGGUCCCACCUGGUGAACUUGCUGUGAUACAGGACCAGCUGAAAGAUGCCCUGGAGAAGAACCAGCACUGGCUGGUGUAUGACCAGCAGCGGGAGGUCUAUGUGCAGGGGGUGCUGGCCCGCACGCAGGAGCUGGAGAAACAGCUGGCCAACAAGGAGGCGCACGCAGAGGCGAGUACGAGUUCCAGCAGUGCCCAGCUGGAGCAACAGGCCAAGCAGCUGCAGGAGGCCCAGCGAGAGGUGGAGACACUCAGGGAGAAGGCGUCGCGUGCGGAGCGCGAGCUGGAGGAUCUGAGGCGGCGGGCGGGCAAGGCGGAGUCCGAGACGCAGGCGGAGAGGCAGAGGAGCCAGCAGCGGGCCGGCAGAGAGGCUCAGGAGCUGAGGGAGAGGACCACACGCGCAGAGAGAGAGGCCGAGAGCCUCAGAGAGAAGGUGGUGCGAGCUCAGGAGGAGGCGCGGGGGUUGAGGAGCAGGUACGAGGAGAAGAGGAGGGAGCUGGAGAACUCCGACGCCCUUCUGGAGGAGGAGAGGAAGAGGGCCUCCGAACUACUGCUGCAGGUGAACCUGCUGCAGAAGUCCAUGUUGAACCAGCAUGAGGAACAGAAGCGGGUGGCCAUCUUGGAACAACAGGUGCAGCUGUCGGCUCGGGACUUUGAGAACGAGAAAGUGGACCGCCAUGAACUGCAACAGCAGCUUCACCGUAUGCUGAAGGAACUCCGCAAAGCCAGGGAGCAGAUAUCACGCCUGGAGACCGCCAAGCAGCAGUCUCGUUUCUCGGAGCCCACCCCCUACACCCGGCUGGAGCGGCUGACCCUGGAUGACCCCGCCCCGCUGUGCCCCACCUCCCCCUCCAAGGUGCUGAACGAGAGCUUCCUGGAGUGCCCCAAGUGCCACACCACCUACCCCACCAGCGAGCACCGCGAGCUCCUCAGCCACAUAGACUACUGCAUGGCUUGAGCUAGCGUGGUGGAGCUUUGUUUUGCUUCACUGGUUUGUUUUGUUUGGUUGUAUUUUUUUGUUGCUUAUUUACGGAAUUUGUGCUGCCCAUUCACAGGUGUUAUAUUUGUCUUGUAUAUAUACAGUAUUUACUGCUACCAUAUAUUUCUAAGUAUUCAUUAUGACUGGGAAAUGUACACUUUUCAUACAUCGAUAGGUGGAUCUUCUCCAUGUCCGCCAUUUUGAAUUACUAGUCAUAGAAAACUUUGGCUGUAAGAUAUUAGUUUUUUACUUAGUGGAUACUUUUGGAAAUAUUAUAUUUGUGAAUGGGCUGCAUACAUUUUUUUCAAAUGUUUUAUUUUUAUUAUAGCAUACAUCUUACUUGUUUGCAUACAAGUAUGUUUUACAAAAGUAUUGCUAGCUCCAAAAUCAUAUUGACUACUGCCUGCCUGGCUUGAAGCACCAGCGCUUCCUUAGCUUUUUGUUACCCUUUUUCCCUCAUAAAAUACAAUCUUUAUAUACAUUUUAGCAAAUUCUUUAAGUCGUUUUUACUGGCAGCUUCUUAGUAACUGCCUGGCAAGAGGUACCAACGUUUUCUUUUGAUUUCCUAAAUAUUUUUUCCCUUCUUUGUUAUUAUUUCAUUAUUUCAAGCUCCACAACCACCUUGACUACCUGGCCUGUGACACCAGCUCUUGUUUUACAUACAUUUUCGUCUUUUAGAUUUCUGUUAAACCGUAUAUAAAUCUACAUUUUAUUAAGUAUUUUUUAGAAUUUUUAUUGCCAAAUAUCUGAAGUAUUUUUGUAUUUACAAAGAACUGAACAGUCAGAGAACAUGUGGUGAUUUAGAAAUCCACAUUUGUUUUUUCCUUUAAGUAUGUUUUCCCGCCAUUUGCUUUUGGGCAUUUGAAGUUAAUACUGUAUUUUCACAGAAUAAAG